UUACUUCCUCUUUUUCUUUCGUGCAUGCAUUAUGCAUUGGUGUGUAACCAAAGACUCUGGUCUCUGACGCAACUCGACAGCCUGACUUGUCCAGUUUCCAUUACCACAUUCAUUCGUUCACAGAAUUUCAUUUAGGCUAUAGAGCUUCAAGUUCAAGUUUAGGAUAGCAAAAUAGCUCUCAUAUUUCUGGCACCCCGUUUUGUUUCUGAAGUUGCGAGCGCCAUAAAACACUUACUAAAACUAUAAGAGAGGCCUGCCAUUGUUAAGUGUGUAAACAAAGAAUGGUCUGGUCGGCGGCCGGUCCCACAUCCCGCCCCACCAUGUUGACCAGUCAUACAGGAAACGACAAUAUAAAAAGAUAAUGGGAUCACUGGUCAAGUUAACAAUGCCUUUAUUCAGCCGUGACACAACACAAGAGGGCGUGACAAUACGGAUUACAAUUCUAGGAAGGAUUAAUUGUUCUAUCAAUUGAAAGAGCAAUUAUUGUGCUAUUAUGCUUUUACUCAACAUUGGUGAUAAUGCUGUUUUGCCCUCGACUGAUAAAAUUUACUUCCAUGAUUGUCGUCGUGAUAUGGCUCAUCUCAUUGGUUGGUGCAAAAGUUCAUAAGGUAUCAGUGGAGACUGACACCACAGAGAGUGUCUGUCAACGUGAGAUUGUUGUCAAGGAGAUCGCCUCAGAAUAUCAUCUUGUUGUGGAACCAAAGAACUGUACAGAGUGUGUUGACUUAGGUUCCUGUGCUGAAAGCCAAAAUAAAAAAAGAUGUACUUUUUCAUUCAGUACUGUUUCAUACCUCAAAGACUUUUACAAGCUGUGUUUUGAUGCUGCCCAGCAAGACUUGGACAAAUGUGCAUGUCCCCGUUCUGUGAAGAAAAAGAAACGGCAAUCUUGUGGUCCACAGAUCUUAUUUAAGGAGAAAGAGUCUGGGCACGAUUCUUUGGAAUCUGAGGACAGACAUCGUGGAGCCUUAACAUGUGCAAGAAGAAAGGGCCCGUCCAAAUGUGUCUCCAUAGAUGGAGGCAGUCUGUCUAUGGUGUACAAGGGUGGAGACUUUUGUGGAGUAAGCGGCUUUACCAAAGUGUACUUAAUGCCGGACGAGAGAAAUUUGUAUGAUUUGAGCAACUGGAGACGUUGCAAUAUAUAUACAAGUGGGGGCAAGGCCAAAGGAGUUCUUGUGUCGCAGCUUAGUCGUGGACUUGAUGGCUUUCCUGAGCGGUGUUACAGGAUGUUACAUUCCCCCUGGUCUUCCAAUAGCAAAAGUGGACAGUUUUGUUUCACCUUUGUUCAUGCAGAUUUUGUGCCACAGGGAGCAACACUUAUGAUACGCCAUCUGUACUCUUUUGAAUCCAGGAAUUUCAGCUCCGAAAACCGUCCAACCAUUGGUGAAGAGUACUGUUUAAAAUGGAACUUCUACAAUAGGAUUGCGAUCAUCGUACGACCCAGAUUUGGUGGAGAUGCAGACCAUCAGUACAAGCACACAUUUGUACUCAGAUAUGAAUUCAAAGCUGAAAAGAAACGUGACAAAGUGACAACUUCAUCUGGUGGCGACAAUGAGGAAGAAGAAGAGGAUGACGAUGGUCCAUCCACCCUGCUUAUUGCUGUCUAUGUGUUUGCACCAGUCGCAUGCAUUGUUUUUGUAAGGAUGAUGUGGUGUUAUUGUUCUCAGAAAGCAAGAAAUGUGGAAUCACAUUCCAGUGAUUGUGAAGACGGCUUGGCACUGAGAGAUCCACCCCGAUCUAAUUACAAUGAUGAGGACACCAGGCUCUCUGCCUACGGACGACAUCAGAGUGAUUCAAGUGACUCUUCCAGUGAUGUUUCCAUUACAGGCAGACCUCGGCCGGACACCCCACCACCUCCACAGCCAUCUUCAAGAGGGAUAAGAACAUCCCGUCCCGCGUCACCAUCGACACGGACUGCAACAAGAAGUACAGCUAGACUUGAGCCUUCUGCACCAUUAGAACCGGCCUCUUCUUCAUCUCUUCCUCCAUCAUAUGAGCAGGUGAUGCAUAGAAGAGGAAGUGAACUCGAGAGCCGCACACCUCCUGUCACGCCCAGUGUUGGUCCUGCUCCAGAUGGUGAGGAGACUGAAAAUCUCCCCCUUAAUGCGGAGGAGAGUGUGCCCCCUCCUCCAGCUUAUAGUUCUCUUUUCCCAGACCAGACCUGACCUUAAUACAGAGAAACUGACCUGUGGGGGGAGCUGUGUCUCUGUUUUGCUACUACAAAGUUCAGUAAUGAUUGUUGUUGUACAGAUUGUGCUCUAUGCCCCCCUUGCACUGCAAUAAUAUUCUCUCUCUCUCUCUCUCUCUCUCUCUCUCUCUCUCUCUCUCUCUCUCUCUAGGAGUGCUGACAGGUCUAUAAAGCAGAGAGUAGCACUCACCAUUAGGCCACAUCUUCUUCCUUCUCCUUAAGGUUAACAUUUUUAUCUGUGCUGUUUAAUUACAAAUCUCAUGAUAUACCUGUCUUCUGUAUUGUUGGGGGCCCGUACAUUCUUCCUCUAUUGUCAAAAUUUAGAAUUUGAGUUAUGACAAAAUAUUGCUUGCACAUGUGCAACCAAUACCACAAAGCAAGAAACUACAAUUUCUAAAGAAUUCAAAUAAUUGCUGGCCGAUGAUAUCCUGCCAGCUUGUGUUUCCUUAAUUAACUUGAGGUUUUCUUGACAGUUCAUUCAUAACACUACAUAACAAAAUAUUUUCAAUGUCUUAUCUGAGUGUUAAGGUGACUCUCCAUCAUGGCUUUCCCUGGAACUGCUUAGCUGUAGAGAAAGUAUGUCAUUUGUCUUGAAGAAGGAGAGGGAUAAUUUUUAAAAAUAUAAGUUUAGUUUUUUCUCUGCUUUUCCAAUGCUGAAAAUUACCCGGUGGAACGGAGUCACCAAAUAUGUGCAGCAACACUAUGUAGCCUGGCAUGAAAGUUUUGUAUAUAUCUGGACUAUAGAGAUGUUAGAUUAGUCAUUUAAUUAUGUUUGGCAGCAUUUAAGUUACAUGGAUUUCAUUUGGUCAGUUUUCUUGAGCCUUGAUGCUUUGCAUGGAUUCUUCCAAAGAGUAAGAGUCCAGAUCCAGGUCAUGUGUUUUCCUAAGCCAAAAAGAAAUAAUACCCGAGUUUUUUUCUGGAUAUUUCCAGGAAGUUUCUCAUUUGGAAAGGUGAUAGAUAUGGUUAUUAUUUAUAUAUGCAAAA
Aplysia californica (California sea hare) is the source of this 3169-nucleotide messenger RNA. RefSeq lists its product as uncharacterized. The record is from RefSeq and is a predicted model, not a curated record. Bases 519 to 2162 code for a protein of 547 amino acids. The transcript is spliced from 9 exons. NCBI's taxonomy places the organism in Eukaryota, Metazoa, Mollusca, Gastropoda, Aplysiida, Aplysiidae.